This is a messenger RNA of Athalia rosae (coleseed sawfly), 4704 nucleotides long. It is a transcript of the gene EMC1, whose product is annotated as ER membrane protein complex subunit 1. The coding region runs from base 47 to 2851 and encodes 934 amino acids. Gene Ontology annotation, cellular component: EMC complex. Lineage: Eukaryota; Metazoa; Arthropoda; Insecta; Hymenoptera; Athaliidae. The transcript is spliced from 15 exons. Gene Ontology annotation, biological process: protein folding in endoplasmic reticulum. Gene Ontology annotation, molecular function: protein binding. The record is from RefSeq and is a predicted model, not a curated record.
UGCCUGAAUAAAGUGAGAGCAGUCGCAUUGAGGACUGGAUACGUUCAUGUUGUCAAUCGUCAUGGCACCGUUCUUGCCAGGAUUUAGAGGAAAGUUCAACCGGUUUCUCUCUGAUGUACAGUUACUACAAUAUUUAAUCGUAUUCUUCGGAUUAUUCAAUUUAUCUCUGUGUCUCUACGAAGAUCAAGUUGGAAAAUUUGACUGGAGACAGAAUUACGUAGGCAAAAUUAAAUUCGCCAGCUUUGAUACAGUAUCGGCAGCUAAGAAAAUUAUUGUUGCUACAGAAGAAAAUGUUGUUGCUGCUCUGAAUCUCAAAUCAGGUCAGAUAUUAUGGCGCCGGGUAUUAGAGCAAGGAUGUGCAGGUCGCGUCAGAAUUAUGGGUGGAGUAGCCGACGGGGAUUUGGUCACAGUCAGUGGCGGAGUUCCUGCCAUUGUUCGUGCCUGGGAUUUGGCCAGUGGUCAUAUUCGCAAUGAAUGGACUUUGGCUGAACAGAAUCCUGAGAGAAUAGAAGAUGUCAUGUGGCACAUCAAAUAUGGAACCCUUCAUCACAUCUUACCAAUUUACCACAGUGGGGUCGAAGUAACUUCAUAUGACAGUAAAACUGGUGAAAAACUGAAGACUAGAAAAGUUUCUGCACCAUUCAUCAACGAAGACACGAUGUGUGUCUUGGCUGCUCCAUACUUAGCCUGUCUCAACGGAGCAGAUUCAUUAGCUAGGCUUUUUAUCGUGCAUUUGUUUGAUCCAAAUGCGCAGCUUCAGUCUGUUACCAUCAAUACAAUUUUUGGUGCUGGCGAACAAGGACCAUAUAAAUUAGAGUUAGUACCUGGCGACGAGCCUGUAGUUUCUGUGAGUGCUGAUAAUGGCCAGAAAAAAAGAGUCCUAAACAUUGGGGAUGAGUCUAUACCCAUACGUAAUGACAUAAGUGGAGAAACUGCUCUUUAUGUCAUUACGGCCGAAGAGGGAAAGACUCUACUACAAACUGCAUAUAAAAAUGGGGCUAUAGAUAUAGCAGCUGUUGAUCUGUUGUCAUUCAGUCCAGUUCCAAAUCUAUCAGUAGGCUUAUCUCAUAAUUCUGUACAAGCCCCUACAAUUGUUGCAUCCGCCUGCUUGCGUCAGCCUAAAGGUACAGGUUGCCGGCAUUUAUUGUCAUCUGAUGAUCACAGCAUCGCACUAGUACAAAAUGGACGGCUCGCCUGGGUGAGAGAAGAAGCUCUUGCUAACAUAGUAGCUGUUGAAAUCAUGGAGCUGCCUAUGUCUGAGCGGGAACAAGCUAUAGAAACUGAAUUUGACCAAAAAGAGAAUUUUGAUGUAGAUGGUUCAUGGGACGUAGUAAGUAUGAUGAUUAGAAGAAUAUGUUCUCAAGCUAAUCAAUUGCGGACUUUACUCCAAGCCGUGAUGGGAUUUGCACCGCCCCAAUCAAACCAAAGAGCCGAUUUAGUACGAGAUGAAUUUGGGUUGCACAAAAUGAUAGUUGCUGUUACCAGUCCUGGAAAGAUUUAUGGUAUCGAAUCAAAGCGAGGUGAAAUUAUUUGGCAACUUAGUGUUAAAAAUGUGCAAGGUUUUUCCAAGACUUCAGGAAAAAUGAUAUUAUAUCCUCAAAGAGGUAGCAGACAUUUUCCUCAUCCACCUCAAUGUGCAUUGCUUGCUGCAGAUAAGGAAACUGGCGACGGUGUAAUUUAUACAUUUAAUCCAAUGACGGGUCAACCCCUCGGUGAACUGACAAAAUUAGGCUACAAAGUCAAGCAAUCCAUGCUGCUUCAUGUAGCAACAGAUGAUUUUCUCCGUCCAGUUCUUGUCCUUGAUACGACAGAUGUUGUGCAUGUAUUUCCUGAGACUGCCAAAGCGACUGUAGCAUCAGUUGCUAAGAACGUUUACCUGUUCACGGCUGACCCAGAUAUCGGAUUACUUUCAGGCUUCUCGCUAUCAUACAGUACACCAGAGAACUUGGUAUCACACAAAGUCUGGGAGAUGAUGUUAUCUACUAGAACGCAACAAAUAACUGAUGUUAUUUCAAAAAGUACAAUUGAACGUGUUCACUCUCAAGGGCGAGUUUUGGGAGAUCGAUCUGUACUUUACAAGUAUAUAAAUCCUAAUCUAGUUGCGGUUGUUACACAAGGUGUCGGCAGCACUCAUAAAAACACGCUUAAUUUAUAUCUCUUGGACGUUGUAUCUGGUGCAAUGGUAUUCUCGGUUGUUCAUAAAAGAGUCCGAGGGCCUUUCCAUGUUGUACAUUCCGAAAAUUGGCUUGUGUACAGCUACUUUAGCGAGAAAAGUCGCAGAACUGAAAUAGCUACUUUGGAACUUUACGAAGGAAAAACACAGAGUAAUACAACUGCUUUUUCGUCGUUAACCACAUCUGUGGUCCCCAUAGUCGAAAGACAGGCCUUCAUCUUUCCUGCAUCGAUUGAAUAUUUACGAGAAACUAUAACAGAAAAAGGCAUAACAAGUAAACAUAUUAUGGUGGCAUUAGCUCACGGAGGUAUCUUGGAAUUACCAUGGAUGCUUGUGGAUCCCAGGAGACCAAUCAAUCCGGAGGUGAGGGAAGAAGGAGUAAUACCAUACAUGCCAGAGAUUCCAAUUCAAAUGGAUGCCAUUGUUAAUUAUAAUCAGAGUAUAGCCAGAGUAUCUGGGAUUCUCACGAGCCCCAGUGGACUCGAAAGUACCUGUCUAGUAUUCGUUCAUGGUCUUGAUUUAUUCUACACCCGCGUGGCUCCAUCAAAAACUUUCGAUGUCUUGAAAGAAGACUUUGAUUAUUAUCUUAUCGCAAUUGUUCUUUUGGCACUUACAAUAUCUUCAUAUGUUACCAAAAAAUUGGCAUCUCGAAAAGCACAAAAGCAAGCAUGGAAAUGAUGUAUCGAGAUAGCACAAAGCCAAAUGUCAUUUCUCACUGGUUUUAGUUCAUAAUAGGAAAAUCUGCUUGUUGGAGGUAAUAUUUCAAAUACCAUAUUUUACAAAUAGCUACUAAAGGUACAAAACAAUAUCUAGUAAGUGGUUAAUGUACCCAAAGAGGAUCUUGAAAUAGAUUAAGUAGGUUUAUCUCACUCUUUUACUGGUCAUUAAUUACAUAUUUUGCAAAAGUUCUCGCAGGAUGUAGAUAUUUAUCUCGAACUUGUAGGUAAUCUAGUUUCAAAUUACAUCCGUUUAUUGACAUGUCAGAAUUUCACUUUGUAUUUUCCAAAUAUUCUGCAAAUCACAUCGAAUGGACAUAAAUACUUUCAACAUUACAUACAAUAUGUCAAUUCGUCCAGGCCCGGUGUUAUUAUUUAUUUAUUGUUUGGUUAUUGCCUCGUUAAUUUUGAAUUUAGUGUAAAAUAUAAAUUAUUCUUUGUAGGUAGGAGAACACCAAAAUAGUACUUUUAAAUUGAUACCCCAUACAUUGGAUUUAUAGUUUUUUCAUGAGUUAUUGUUCCAGUAAGAGAGAUGAAGCCCUCCAAAGAUACAAGUAAAUUGCAUAGGAAAGUUCCAUACAUAAUCCUGGAUGGCUCUAAUUUGUCACCGAAGAAUGAACCAAUUUGACUUUUCGUACGUUCCCAUUUUUUCCACAAAUAACGAACCUUUCAACUCCUAGAAAAUACAUAAUCCUGCAUGGCUCUAAUUUGUCACCGAAAAAUGAACCAAUUUGACUUUUCAUACGUUCCCAUUUUUUCCACAAAUAACGAACCUUUCAACUCCUAGAAAAUAUGCCUGGAAAACCUAGAAAACUUAGAAUGUUCCAGAAACUUGACACUACGAUGAAAGUGCUUUUUCACCUUAAAUCGGAUGGAAAAUGUUCUAGCGACGUUAAACUAUAGAUAUAAUUGUUUGCGAGGAGUGCCAUAAUUAUUUUCACAUAAAGAUUUACUGCUGAAGAUAUCGGAAUAAAUUCGACGAACAGAUAAAUCAUUUAUUUGAUCAGUCAUUGACUCGAAUCUGGAAUUAAAUUGAUUUCUUUUCAUUCAAAGCAUUAAGCAUAAUUGAUGUACAGGAAAUGGAAAUAAGUAUUGUACGUGAUAUCAUCUAUGAAUAUGACGAUAAUUUUAUUUUACAUGGUUAUCUGACAGAGUAACAUGGUACGCAUAUUAUUGUUUGUCAAAUUGUCAAUCAGUGUUCAAAAUGAUUGAUGGUGUUGGUGGGGGUAUUUGAAUGAUCAAUUGUAUUUAAUUAAAUAAUGAUCAUAAAAAUGAGAAUAGUAGCUAAUUACGGGAUGUACUAGAUUCUGAGGACAUUCUCCUGAUGAUAGCAUUUUUUUGUAUCGUUUAGCUAGUCUAAUAAGCAAAUAUUACUAGACACCUGAAUUAAUAUACAUACCUAUAAACGAAUACAAGGUUUUCAAAUAUGAAAUUGUAAAAAUUGUAGAGUUCACUUAACAUCCGAGCUUUUCAAACUAAGCAUAAAUAAAUAUGCAUCAAAUAAUUGCAAUUAUAAAAAUCACCUUCUAAACUGAACGCAAGAGGUUGCAUCUGUAAUUAUAAGAAUGAUACUAACAAUUAAAGAAAAAACUGUAAGUAAACAAUUUAUUAAAUGAAUUAUCUAACAGUAAAAAUAGCGUACAUAGUUGCAUAGAUACAUUGAACAUAAUUUUGUAUAUAAUGACAUCAAUAUUAUAUUUACAUAUUUAACAUUUUAUCUUGGAUGUAAGUUAAAAUCGUUUCUAUGUUCACCUGAUAUUCGUUUUGUAUAUUGAAAUUUGCCACCUGAAAUAUAAAUCGAAAUUUGUAAUGAUA